Molecule: messenger RNA, 1929 nt
Organism: Salmo salar (Atlantic salmon)
Lineage: Eukaryota; Metazoa; Chordata; Actinopteri; Salmoniformes; Salmonidae
Product: E3 ubiquitin-protein ligase RNF5-like
Biological process (GO): ubiquitin-dependent protein catabolic process
Cellular component (GO): endoplasmic reticulum
Molecular function (GO): metal ion binding; ubiquitin protein ligase activity
Source: RefSeq, a predicted model, not a curated record
AAACUCUGAUGCAGUUGGUAUGUCAACACAUCAGUCAGCACUUCUGUGAAUCGCAUCACAAGAGACAUGCCAAAUGGGAGAUUUGCAAUUUCAAUGUUGUGUGAGUUGCUUUGUGUAUCACUGCAACCUUCACAUAGGCGUUUCAUAGAGCUGCCAGUAAAGCUAGUUUUCUUAUAUUUUUAGCAUUUCUAUCCCCCCACAAUAUUAUUAGGUGAUAUUUCAGUCACAAACGUCUAUUUUACAUGGGAAUCAGAAUGACUGAUCAGGUCCUUUAAACUCCUCCUAGUUGUUUCUUUUUUUUACGGAAACGGGCGGGGUGGUGCACAGGUACGGUGAAACCUCGAAGCUAGCUCUCGUCUGGCGGAGUUAUUACUUUUUCAGUAAACAAUUAUGGCGGCCGCGGAUCCCUGGUCCUCGAGUGACAGCGGGCCCGCAAGCAGAGGAGGGUUCCCGGAUGGUGAGAACAGCAACGAGCGCGAUGGACCGGGAGGAAGCCGCGGAGAGGCAGAACGCAAGCCAGAUCGGGCCACAUUCGAAUGCAACAUUUGUUUGGACACAGCAAGGGACGCUGUCAUCAGUUUGUGCGGGCACUUGUUCUGCUGGCCCUGCCUUCAUCAAUGGUUGGAGACACGGCCCAGCCAACAGCAGUGUCCUGUGUGUAAAGCGGGCAUCAGCAGAGAGAAAGUCAUCCCCCUCUACGGCAGAGGGAGCUCCAGCCAAGAGGACCCCAGGUUGAAAACCCCGCCUCGUCCUCCGGGACAGAGAACAGAGCCAGAGAGCAGAGGGCCCUUCCAGGGGUUUGGGGACAAUGGCUUCCACAUGUCCUUUGGGAUCGGUGCUUUCCCUUUCGGCUUCUUCACCACAGUCUUCAACACCAAUGACCCCUACCACAGAGCAGACGCAUAUGCAGCCGAUCACCAAGGCAACGGCAACAAUUGGCAGGACUCUCUCUUCCUGUUCGUGGCCAUCUUCUUCUUCUUCUGGCUGCUGAGCGUGUAAGGGAGAGGGAGUGGCUGAGUGUGGGUUUUUGCUCUUCCUUUGUACUUGAUUGACGGAUUAAGGUCACUAAUUAGGAAAUAACUCCUCACCUGCUGUCUAGGUCUUUAUUUAAAGGAAAAAACUAAAACCCGAAGACACCAGGCCCUCCAUGGAAUAUUUGACACCUCUGCUUUAGACUAUAGAUGGGUGGUGGUGGGAUGACUGGCAUUUCACUCUUAGCAAGAGAUAUCUUGUGCAGGAAACACAAACCAGUCAAAAGAUUUGUGUAUCCCCCAAAUGAUUUACGAGACUCACUUGGAUAGGGAGAGUACACUGAGACACCACUCUGGUGGUGGAUGAUACCCAAGCGUGAGGGUGAGUAAAGCGAAGACACUAUCGCCCUCUUUCUGCGUACUUGUACAUAAAUGCGCGCGCACACACACAGGGGUGGGUUGGCUGACUUUUAGGGAUGGGACUGGUGGAGUCAAUAUUAAAUGAUUGGAAUGAUUUAAUAGUAAAUUAGGGGAUGAUCUAAGUAAUUGUACUGUACCACAAAACAUAUGUAAUAUGUGGUUAACGUAGGAAUAUUUAGACAAAAUAGAAUUACUUGUUUUUGCCCCUUGAAUGAAUUUCAGCUUUAAUUCCCCAAAUAUUAGAGCUUGUUUGAGUUUUAAGGGAGGGUGAGAAGUGGAUUUACCUGAUAACAUAAUGUUUUUUUUAAAUCACUAUAGCCACUUUUUUUUCCAGGCCAAAGAGUAACGUAUCGCCGUCAAGUACAAUUUGGGGAAAAUGUAUUUGGAUAUUACUGUUUACAAUUUAACUGAUGAAAUAAUUUGUCCGUAGAUUUACGAACCCAAUUUCUGAAUAUUCUUUAGACUAGUGUACAGAUGGGUACACUAACAACUUUAUAUAUAAUCUUACAAACUGCCAUUACACUGUGAAGUCAUAUAG